Lytechinus variegatus (green sea urchin) is the source of this 1648-nucleotide messenger RNA. RefSeq names its product allantoicase-like (gene allc). The transcript is spliced from 12 exons. Gene Ontology annotation, molecular function: allantoicase activity. The record is from RefSeq and is a predicted model, not a curated record. Bases 153 to 1307 code for a protein of 384 amino acids. Lineage: Eukaryota; Metazoa; Echinodermata; Echinoidea; Temnopleuroida; Toxopneustidae. Gene Ontology annotation, biological process: allantoin catabolic process.
GUUAUCCGAGUUUCAGUCUGCACUGGAUCCGGAGGAGUAUGUUCGAUUGACGUGAUCAGAAUUGCAGUCAAGAAAAGGGACAGGUCAAGGAAUAGUUUGCUGUGCAUGUCAGUAAUUUUCCUGUGAAAGUUGAAAUUUCAGAAAUCAAGAAGAUGGCAAACUUACCCAGUUUCGUUAACCUUACAGACCUCGUCUCUCGCAAGGUUGGUGGAGAGAUCCUUUUUGCCACAGAUGACUGGUUUGCCGUUGCUGAAAAUCUUCUCAAGGAGGAUGAACCUGUUUGGUGGGAAGGGGAAUUCACAGACUUUGGAAAGAAGAUGGAUGGAUGGGAGACAAGACGCAAACGCAUCCCUGGUCAUGAUUGGUGUAUCAUCAAACUAGGCAUCCCAGGUGUUAUCCGUGGUGUCGAUGCUAACACCCGACACUUCACAGGCAACUAUACACCAAAAAUAUCCAUCCAGGCUGCUUGUUUGACACCAGAUGUUGAAUUCCCAGACCGAUCUAGUGCAAUGGGAUCUAAAGCAACAGAAGAACAGUUUGAGGAGAUGAGGAAAUUGCAAACAGAGACAUGGGAAGAGAUAGUUCCUAGAUCGUCACUCAGGUCAGGUACAGAGGAAACGUGUCAUAACUACUUCCAGGUCAACAGCAAGAAAAGAUGGACCCAUAUCAGAUUGAACAUGUAUCCAGAUGGUGGCAUAGGACGUCUGAGGAUCUAUGGUGAUGCGAAACCAGACUGGUCACAAAUUAACCAAAAUUCUCUGAUUGAUUUGGUAGCUGUGGAGAAUGGUGGAGUCUGUGUAGGAUUCAGCGAUGCUAAGUUCUGCUACCCUAAGAACUUGAUCACUAAGGAAAGAUCGGUGACGAUGGCUGAUGGGUGGGAGACGGCAAGGAAGCGUGACAGACCGGCAAUCCUGGAGAUGGGUCGAAAUGGUGUCCUAGAAUUCACCAGCAGAGAUUGGGCAGUGUUUCGUCUUGGGACUAAGGGGAUCAUUGAAAGGAUUGAAGUGGAUACAAAUCAUUUCAAAGGAAACUUCCCAGAUUCCUGUACUGUUGAAGGAUGUGUUCUAACAGAUCAAGAAGAGAAGUACGGUCAGAUGCCAAGAACUAAUAAACCUCAUGGUGAUUUUGAUUCCUUCAGAUGGAAGACCAUUCUACCACCUGCUAAGCUCUCAGCUCAUAAAAGACAUCACUACAAAAAGGACGCAUUGGUCAAUGUUGGACCGGUCACUCACGUCCGCUUGACCAUGAAACCAGACGGUGGUAUUAGCAGACUGAGAUUGUGGGGGCGAAUAUCAUCAAGACUAUAAUAGUACAUUGUAAUAGGUAGAACAUUAUCAAGUGAUAUACGGUGCUUCACAGAAAAAAGGGAAUCUUGGAUUCCUAGAAUUUUUUCCAACACGGGCAAAUGAUUUAUGGUACACUGUAUUCAUGUACAUGAUCAUGAAUUCAAUUUUCUACAUUAUUUUGAAAACUAAUAUGAACAAGAAGAGUUUAAAACUUCGAUUCCAUUACCAAGUUUUGCAGUAAAUUAACUUAUUGUUAGUAUACUAACAAAGAUAGAAUUAUAGAUUGUUUCAGGACAUUGUCCGCAUUCAAAUGUGAUCCCAGUGGAUUUUUUUUCUGAUAAAAUCAGAUUAAAUGUUCUUAU